GUAAGAUGAGAUCGCUGUUAUGUAGUUGAGCUAGCCUCAUUGCUGCAGGAGUGUAUCGGAGCUGCUGCUGGUUCAAUGUUCUCGUCCUCCAGGCUAAGGCUCAUUUUGCGUCAUUUUGUGAACAGUGGUAUGGGAGAGAUGUCCUCCAAAGCCCAGAAGCCGACCCCAGAAUCAGCCCUGCCCGGCCGUACUGCGGGCAUCAAAGUCUCAGCCAAACACGAUGUGAACGGCAACAAGACUGUUCCACCUUUUCCAGAGGGGACAGAGAUGGCCACGUUUGGGAUGGGCUGUUUCUGGGGAGUGGAGAGGAAGUUCUGGAAACAGAAGGGGGUUUAUUCCACCCAGGUGGGCUACGCAGGAGGGUACACAGCUAACCCCUCCUACAACGAGGUCUGCACAGGCAAGACGGGUCACUGUGAGGUGGUGAGAGUCGUCUUCCACCCAGAGAAGAUCAGCUUCUCCAACGUGCUCAAAGUGUUCUGGGAAAGCCACAACCCGACUCAAGGGAUGAGACAGGGGAACGAUGUAGGGACGGAGUACCGCUCAGCCAUCUACGUGGAAACAAAGCAGCACCUCGAGGAAGCGUUGGCCUCCAAAGAUCAAUACCAGAAGGUACUAACAGAGGAAGGUUUUGGUGAAAUAACGACAGAAAUAGCCCAGGAAAAACCAUUCUACUACGCAGAGGAUUACCACCAGCAGUACCUGAACAAAAACCCAGAUGGAUACUGUGGGCUGGGCGGGACUGGAGUCUCCUGUCCAAUAGGAAUCAAGAGCAAGGUCUAGAUAGCCAAUCACAGCCAUGAACCAUCUCCUUCAGUAAGGCUGCAACCAGGAAAUGAUCUUAAUUUAAAAUGAGUUUUAAACAUAAACACAUUUGAUUUUUACAAGCAUUUAAACAUUAAGUCCAACAUGUAUAAUGUAUAAGGCCAUACGAACCCUAAUGCUUCAUCUUUCUGGAAAUAAGCAGGGAUUUUCUGAAGCUGUAGCUCAGUUUGCUGAAAGAAUAACACUCAUUGCAAUGCAGAUUUCUGCCUGAUGUAACCUAGCGACAUACACUGCAGUGGAGACGCUGAUUAAGGCUGUCAGUCUCCUCAGCUCGUAGCUAUGAGUAAACAUCCCAGUGCCUCAAGAUGAUGCAUAAAGCGUGCAUCGUAGCAUGGUUCCUUUGCAAAGGCUUUACACAAGAAUACUCCUCAACGCAAUUCUGUGUAUUAGAUAAAUGAUAGUGUUUGUAAUCUAAUGAAAUAAAGUUAAAGAAGUGGUGAACAUCUUACACAAUCUUCGCACUGAAUGCAUCGAUCCACUAUGUGUUUCAGAGUCCAAACGACUCGUUGCUUUCCUGCUCAGAUUGCUUUAUUAAUGAUGACUAUUGUAUGAUGAACUUAAAACCAAUGCAGGUUACUUUUUAGAAGUCUGUUAAGGAAUACAAUGGAUUAAAAGCUUGUUUUCUGAGUGCUGUUCAGAUCUAUACACUGAAUGUAUUAUUUUGAUGGAAGAUGAGGAAAUAACGCAAUAAUUGAUCCUCAGGGAUAUCUUACAGAUCACUUAAUAUGGUAUGAAGUGACCUCUGACUGUUAUUUGAGAGAUAUUUUGCUUCCUUUUUGCACAUUGCCCUUACUGAAUUUGAAGGAGAAAGUGAAUAUUUAAUUAAAAACAUAUUCAGAUA
Molecule: messenger RNA, 1666 nt
Organism: Trematomus bernacchii (emerald rockcod)
Lineage: Eukaryota; Metazoa; Chordata; Actinopteri; Perciformes; Nototheniidae
Gene: msraa
Product: methionine sulfoxide reductase A
Exons: 6
Coding region: 76-783 (235 amino acids)
Biological process (GO): cellular response to oxidative stress
Cellular component (GO): cytoplasm
Molecular function (GO): peptide-methionine (S)-S-oxide reductase activity
Source: RefSeq, a predicted model, not a curated record